GGGUGCAGGCUUGGGGAGGGGUGGGGGUGGGUCCUUGGUGAGCAGCUCUGCGGCGAAGGGGAUUUCCACCCCGGGGUUUGGGUGCGGACACAGCGAGAAGAUGGCGUCGGGGCUUCUGGUGGUGGUGUUCUUCCUCUUCCUCAUCAUGCAGGCAGCCUGGGCUCAACAGCAUCAACCACCGAAGGUGGCCGGGGCUGUCGGUGGGGUGGCUUAUCUUAGUCCCAGCCUGCAAACCCAGGUCUCCUAUUCCCGAAUCCACUGGCGGGGCCACAACUCCGUGAAGAUCGCCAGCCGGGAGGGCAAGGCCAAGGCCCAGUACCCCGACAGCCCCUACAAGGGACGCCUGGAGCUUUUCCCCAACAACACCCUAAAAAUCAGCCACCUGCAGAAAGAUGACAGCAGCAUGUACCAAGUCUACCUGGAGGAUGAGACGGGCAAGGAGAACAUUGAAACCAUCUUCCUGCAGGUGUACGAUCUGGUCCCGAAGCCAACUGUCCGUGUCAAAGUGAUCAGUGAUGAGCUGGCAUUGUGCAAAGCCACCCUGGAGUGCUCGGUGGGGCUCAAAGAGGUGACCUACGAGUGGAUCGCCCCCAACAAGUUCCUGCAGGCGGAGGCGAGUGCCUCUAGCCAGAGUGUCUCCUUCAACCCCUUGAUGGAAACCUACACCUGCAAAGUCAGCAACCCUGUCUCUUCCAACAGCGCCUCGCUGACCUACAGGCACCCCUGCUCCUGGACAGGUGAGUCCUCCGCUGCCACAUCCUGCUCCACCGCCAGCGUGCUGGUGACCCUGGGACACCUCAUUCUCCUCCUCUUCCUCCUCAUUCUGGCUUAACAACGCUCUGAGGUUGACAUCUCUCCUUGCCUCACCCCUGCCUGCCGUGGGACCAGCACCUGGAGGAGGUCCCCAAAUUGGUUGGAUGCAGAAAGAUGCGGUUGCUCAGGGGAAUCAUUACAACCAGUCUGUUACACCAGCACCCGCUGGGUCUCAUCCACAGCCGCCCGCUUCCCCCCAGCCCAGGUUCUGGCUGCUCUGCUGCUGCGGUCAAAGUAGCUCCUCUUCGUGCCUCAGUUUCCCUCCUCACGUCUUCUGCUUCGCUUUAAUCAGAGGUGAUAUCCUCCAGGUCUUAAAAGAAUGAGGAUGAAGUCUGUCGGAUCAGUGCUUUGAGAACCCUGGCAAUCUAAAUUGUUAAAUUAACGGUUAAGCACUUGGAAAUCAUAGAAUCAUAGAAUCGCUUUGGUUGGAAAAGCCCUCUAAGAUCAUCAAGUCCAACCG
Messenger RNA from Egretta garzetta (little egret), 1273 nucleotides. Its product is annotated as CD48 antigen-like. Gene Ontology annotation, biological process: T cell activation. The transcript has 4 exons. The record is from RefSeq and is a predicted model, not a curated record. Gene Ontology annotation, cellular component: external side of plasma membrane. Bases 101 to 832 code for a protein of 243 amino acids. Lineage: Eukaryota; Metazoa; Chordata; Aves; Pelecaniformes; Ardeidae.